AUUAAACAGAAGUGGUGGGAAAAUCCUCUCAAGCAGACUAUAGCCAAAGGCAAGGGAUGAACAGAAAUAAAACACGUUUCUCUCCAUUUGCUGAAGCUGUCCGCGCUGUUUGCGAAAACUAUGUGAAAAGUUAAGCGAUUUACAAGACAGCUACGCAGGACACAAUGACGGAAUUAUCUGAGGCUAAUUCAACUUACUUGUCCACUUCUAACGAAGAGCCAGAGCUAAAUAGCAUUAGCUUUCGUCAAAGUUUGCGCUUCUUUCAGGAUCAACUAAUCUUGAACAACAAAUCAUUUCCAUCUUUGUCAACUUCUCGUGUAACAAACAAUGAUGUCAUCGACUUCACAAGUGAUGACCACCAAGUUGAAAAGCAAAUGACCUUAACCAAAAAAGACCGGUGUUUUGACGAGACUUCUAAAUCUUUAAAUAACAACAAAAUAUCGAUUCCAACAGUAGAUACUUUUCUCGAAAGUGUGCGAGUUCUUCGAGCUAUCCAGAAAAGCCAAGAACAAAGAGGAUCUUCAUGGUCUUUAAAUAUGUCGAAUUCAGAAACAGAUUUGAUACAACAUUCUCUUCAAUCUGAAACUAUUAUGACUAAAGAUCCAAACAUAUUCCAAAGUAACAAUGGUGGUCUGCCCAUUUUAGUUGACAGCAAGAUAAAUGGUAACGAUAUGACAUCGAGUCCUGAAAUAGUUCUUCCAGAAAGAAGUGAUAAAUCACAAUCAUUUUGGCCCAGCCAUAAAAUAAUUUGUGAAGAAAAUAUAAUUGAUGUCAACAACACUAGCGUAAAUUUUACAGAACAAAAGAGUAAAGACCUUAAUGAGGAAGAGCAAGGACUGAAAGGAACUUCUACAUCAAUUCAUACCUAUGGUACCCAAAACACACUGGAAAAGUAUUCUCCGGACAUUAAUGAGCAUGCUCUACAUGAGAAUUCCAAUUCCAGUGACUAUGUGUUAGCCUCUACCGAAGAAGCUCCUGAAGCCAACUUGCUAUCGAUAACCACAGAUUCUGGUUAUAAUACUUCUGUUAGCAAUGAAACAGGUCACUUGAAAUACGAAGAAAAUUCCGAUUUUACUGAUAUGUCAUCGGUUACAUCGAGUAAUUUUGAAGAUAAAACUCCAGAAAUCGCAAAUGAGAAAAGCAAAAAUAAUGAUGGAGCAAAUGGUGAUAUUUUCAAUAACAGAAGUGAUUCUGUACAGGAUGAUGUAUUUUACAGUGGUGAAGUGACAAAGGAAUUCAAAUGGCCGAAAGGUAAAACUAUAAAUGACAUGCCUUCAGUCACUUCGGGUGACUUAGAAGAGGAGUCCAAAGAAAUCGCAAAAGAAAUAAGCAAGCACGAUAAUGAUCAAAAUAAAGGCACUUCAAAUAACAAACUCAAUUCUACACAAGAUGAGACUCUACAUAUUCGUGAGUGGACAAAUGCAUUCAAAGGUUCUAACGACAAAACUGAAACUCAAACAAACGCUUUGGAUAUACCUUCAUUUCAAUUUAUGCAUUUUCGACCAGAAUCUACAACUGACACAUGCAGUUCCUACUACAUGUCAGCAGAAGGCAGCCCCUGUGCUUCCUUGCAAAACGACUUUGAACAAACUAUUCAUACAUUUGAAAACCAUCUGGCAUAUUCAAGUCAGUGUGUGAAUAAUAAAGAGGAAAAAAAUAGUCCCAUGGAAGAAUGGACAACAGACUCUUCACAGAUUUGUACAAAUACUGAAAAUGACUCCGAAACAAGAGAAAGUGUAUCUUCACUUUCUUCAACAUCAAUUGAUAUCAACAUUUUAGAAGAUCAUCCAAUGAUAGAUACACUUGAUGCUUCACAAAGAACUGAAGAACUACUUAAUGUAACUUCAAUAUCAACAGAAAAAGCCAAGUCUAUAAACUCGGAUGAUGAAUCAUAUCAUAGUUGCUCAUUAUUAGAAUGUAACAGUCCUAGUCCUAGUUUUACAAAUAUAAAUACAUAUGCACACAAGAACGAUUUACUUGAUAUUUCUCCUGAAAAUAGAACUAACGAAAUUAAUGGCAACCACAUUAAGGAACCUACAAGUAUAUUAAAAAGUAAUGAUAUGAACAGAGACGUAGAAAAUGCGAAUGUAUUAAUGAAGGAAAAGAAUGGAUCGUUGAACUCUAUUAAGAUAACUACUUUAAAUGAAAAUGAGGAUCAAGCUGAAAUUCAUGGAGUAAAGAAAUUCACAACAGCAUCUUGGAAUCUAGAAGCUAUUGUGGAUUCAUUAUACACUCUUCCAGAGCCUAGAAUAUCAAAGGAACAUCCAGUUGAAAAAAAAUUUUGCAAGGAGGUCUUAGUGUUGUCUCAAGGUGCCUUUUCUAAAUAUCCUGAUGGAUACUACACACUGAAACUUCAACAGCAGUUCAUAGUAAUAAAGCAGGAAAAUAAUGUAUUGCUGGAACUACUUUUAAAAUAUACAGACAUCUUUGUAAAUAGAAAUAUCCUGCAACUGGAUAAUAAAAUAGGAAGAAGUGUGUACAUUAAAUGCACUACACAAGAAGAAGCAACAGAAAUGAAAGAAGAAAUACAGAAAUAUUGUUCAGGAUGUUGGGCAGCAGAACAAAUUAACCUUGUUCAUUAUCCUCUUAAAUACCAUCAGAAUGUCGUAAUAAUUGACCUUGGAAGUUGCUCAACCAGAGCUGGAAUUCUGAUGGAUCAACCUACAUUACCCUUCCUUUUCUUUCCUAGUGUAUGUGCCAUUGAUAAAGUAACAGGCAACCAUGUAUAUGGAAAAGAAGCUCUUCAACAUGAUAUCAGACAAAAUUCAAAUCUAUCAUUCCCUUUGCGACCAUCAAUUAAAAUAAUAAAGCAUAGUCUAGAUGUAAGUUUAGUAGGAGGCAUCUUCAAACAGAUAAUCAAAGACUUAAAAGUAGAUCCUACUAAUUACACAAUUCAAGUUUGUUUACCAAGAACCAUUAGCAUCCAAGAUCAAAACACACUAGUGAAACUGCUGUUAGAAGAUAUGAAUGUUCAAUCAGUCAGCUUAACACAUCAAGCUAUUCUCACACUAUAUGCCCACAACGUUAGUACAGGUAUUGUAGUGGACAUUGGUGACAGAAUGGAUAUUUUACCAGUAGUUGAUGGAUUCGUAGUAGAAAAUGGUGUAACAAGAUUACCAUAUGGUGGGCAAAGACUAAUUCAUCAUAUGAAACAUGCUUUAGCUGAGAAACAUAUAAGUUUAUCGAAUGACAUUGAUUCUUUUGUUGUACAAUAUAUUGCUGAAAAUCUUUCCUAUAUUGCUGAAGAUUAUGAAAAUGAAAUGAGACUAACUGUUGCAUGUCCAGAAAUGGUGAGAAAAUCAGUUACACUAGAACCAUUUGCUAAGGAUUUUAAUUGUGUUCAACAAGCUGUUCUUGAUGAUGCUCGCUUCUGCGUACCAGAAGGGUUGUUUAAGCCAAGUUUAUGGGGUUUGGAUAAUCCAGGAGUACAUAAGCUAGUGCAAAAAGCUAUCCAAGCAACAGGUGUUGAUGUCCGUAAAAAAAUUGCUGAAAAUAUUUAUGUUAGUGGUGGAGUAACAAUGAUACCAGGCUUUGUUGAAAGACUACUUAAAGAAUUAUCAACUCUGAAUAAACCAAGAAUAGUUCCAAAAGUAAUUGCUUCAAGGUAUCGCUACCAUUGCACAUACAUUGGAGCUUGUGAAUUUGCUCGAAUGGAAAUCUUUCCUAAAGUGUGCGUGAAUGCAGAAGAAUACAGCAAGAAACAGUUAGCAUCCCUGCAAAAAUUUGUUCUGUGCUUUUAGAUUAGAUAGACUGGACAAGAUAUAUUAAUAUUCCUGAGAUAUAUGGGUCUAAAGAGUGAAAUAUCUAUAAAAUCCAUAUAUAAAAUUGUAAAUACAAAGAAUAUUUAAUAUCACUUGUAAAUGUAAAAAUAAAUAUGUAUUUGAAUGUCAU
This is a messenger RNA of Argiope bruennichi, 3891 nucleotides long. Its product is annotated as POTE ankyrin domain family member J-like. The transcript is spliced from 16 exons. The coding region runs from base 165 to 3740 and encodes 1191 amino acids. The record is from RefSeq and is a predicted model, not a curated record. NCBI's taxonomy places the organism in Eukaryota, Metazoa, Arthropoda, Arachnida, Araneae, Araneidae.